GGUAUUCUGCAGGUGUACCAGUUUCCCCGAAAGCCACCUGUUCAGUACCUCAUGAUCAUAAAAAAGUCAGCGCAUAAUUCGACUCAGAUCUCUGGUGGUACAACAGUGAAUGUCAGCCGGGCCCGGAUCUGGCCUGUGCGACCUGACCAUAACAGCAGCAGGAGGGGUCAGUGAUGUCACGGACGGUGCCUCACACAGGGCAGAGACGUUUGACCACAGAUGGACAGGGCGGAAGGACAAGGACACCCUGGCAAGGGCGGGGUUCAUAUACACAGGUAUCGGUGACAAGGUGGAGUGUGAACGCUGUGGUCUGAAGCUCCUCAACUGGACGGACACAGAUGACGCCCUACACGAACACGCCACCAGGAGGACUCACUGCCCCUUCAUCGUCUCCUUGUACCGGAAGCUGGGACAGACUCCGCCCCCAAAACAUCCCCAGUACCAACAUUUGCGGGCACGUCUAGACUCCUUCGCUGAUUGGCCGAGAAGAUAUGUGCCCAAAACUCCCGAGGAGUUGGCAGCAGCUGGCUUCUUUUACAUCGGGUCAGCUGACCGGGUCACGUGUUUCCAGUGUGGGAUAACUCUGAGAGACUGGGAGGAAGAACAUGAUCCUGUGGCCGAACAUCAGAGAUACUCGGAACACUGUCAGUUCAUCGACAAGACAGACCUGAACCAACUCGGAGUUGCUACGCGGAUAAAUUCCACGCCGACAAAUGAACAAAGUAACCACCAUGCUGGUAGCCGUAAUGAUUUGGUAGCCAGUAGCCCACUGGACCAAGGUCACGUCAGCCCAAUGGUUACGUCUUGUCAUACAUUAGACGUGUGUUCCUCUACGACAUCUAACCUUCUAUCAGCAGCCUCUGAAAGUGUGAUCGAAGCUCCCUCAAAUGUUUCAUGUUCAAAAGAUUUGCAGGCAUCACAGCCAGGACGAGAAGGUUCACUUGUCACGCCUACCUCUCAGCGAUUGGUUGUCGAGAACAAACGUCUCCGUGAGAACAGCACGUGCAGGUUGUGUCGGAACGAGGCUGUUGGUGUACUCUUCUUGCCGUGCGGUCAUCUGGUCACGUGCUCUACCUGUGCGCCAACGAUAACAGAUUGUAUAAUUUGUGGCAAAACCAUACUUGGUACAGUCAAAACGUUUUUUUCAUGACAUGUUCACUCCGACUGAAAUCAAACUUCCAUAUAAUUGAAAAAAAUAAAAUUUAUAACGUGA
Molecule: messenger RNA, 1213 nt
Organism: Haliotis rufescens (red abalone)
Lineage: Eukaryota; Metazoa; Mollusca; Gastropoda; Lepetellida; Haliotidae
Product: putative inhibitor of apoptosis
Exons: 4
Coding region: 110-1150 (346 amino acids)
Source: RefSeq, a predicted model, not a curated record